AUGCGGAGCACACAGGAGAUGUAUCGAACAGUAUUGCGGUUGAAGGAGAAACGGAAUGAAGAGCGGGAGCGGUCGAGGAAGUUGCGAACACGGUUGCAUGCGGCCCGGCGAGAGGCGUCGAAGUAUCCCAUCUCGGAGCUGGCGCUCCACGGCAUAGAGGAGGAUGCCAAUACUCAUCUCGCUAUGUUCCGAAGGAAAUGUGCGGAGUUGGAGGAGGAGAUAAUUACUGUUGAUGACGAAAUUGCUGAUAUAAAGCGCACGGAGAGAUUUACGUAUCUUGUGGAGCUCCAGGCAGAGCUUGCUGUGUGGCUAAGGGAAUGUGAGAGGUUGAGAAAGGAUCAUGCGCAUGUCCAAGAAGUGCCCUCGAUACGACAGAGGUCCUAUGAGCUCAACGAGUGCAUGACCAAUACCUUCAUGCCGACGCUUCAUGAGCUAGAGGCUUGCUCCGAUCUCCCAGACUCGGCCAGAGUAGCUGAACUCGCCGAGGAGGCUCAGGAGGGACUUGAUGCUGCUAUCAAGCGGAGGGCCGAGGUACAACGCUCCAUCAAGACCGCUUCAGCUGAGCUGAGCCACCGUCGGGAGUGCAAGGUGACUCUGGAGGAGCUCUGGAGUAGGUCUACUGCUCUAGAGCCCAAGACGGUUGCUAUGAAUAGAACGACUCGACGGCUCUUGAAGGAAAAUGGAGACUUUGCUGUUAGUGGUGAGUACUAUGACAUGGUAAUCACCGAUGAGGUUCCUGAUGGGUAUCUUGUUACGAUUCGUCAGAGGUUGGUAGAUCGAGCUGAACAGGAUGAGCAAUGGUGCGGCCUAUUGCGGUUGCUUGGUGGUCUCCCUGAACAGCAUGGUGGAGUGAUCGACUCAGAGAAUCUAGUCGGGGCUGUGGCGAUAGAAGCUCUGCCUACAACGCCUUUGGAUACUAUACACACUUCAGUGCGGCUCACUGACUUACUAUUUCGUAUCGAUCUGGCGGGGAUUGGUGAGGCUCCUGUGGAACCUUGCUGGCGUGAGCCUAGGGUGCGUUGGCGUGCUCGUGGGAUGGAAAAGAAGACAGUGCGACAAGCGAUGUUGACAGCGAGGUCAUCACAGGAGUUAUUCGAGGCGAUUGGUGAGUCGGAAGUCGUUGCUUUCUGGGAGAGUGCUGGUGUGGGAGCGACCAUUCGGGCCUUGGAUUUGAGCUCCCCUGCGUGGCAUCAACUGGGCAAGCGACGAAUCUUGCGCUUAAUGGAGGAGGUGCGGGGAAUGACCAAGCAACAGUGGCAAGCAGAGCUGCCGUAUGUGUUGGACGUUGUUACCUAUGAUCAGUUCGUGGCUUGCAACUUGCUCAGUGGUGAAGAGCUCGAGGAUCUCUUUGUGUUGCUCCUUGCCGUUAGCUCUCCUACUGAUCGAGAGUCCGUCGAUGUGAACUUCCUCUAUGACCUACCAGUCGAGGCAUUUGUCGCUGCACUAAAAAGGGAGGAACCUUCGGGAUCUUGUGCCGAGGACGGAAGCGCCUCUAGCAGGCUCACUGUGACGAGUCAGAAGACCCUGCCUACUUGUGGCGUCGUUGAGGGUGACGGCGGUAUGGAUCUCGCCGACUUAUUCUCAGUAGAUCGAUCGAACCUUGGCAGGGAGGCUGGAGAGGAGGUCUCUCAGGAUCCCUUGGAUUCGGCUGAUCUUGGUGAACUUCGCUCAAGAGAUGGGGGCGGAGACUCGACAACUUAG
Molecule: messenger RNA, 1701 nt
Organism: Perkinsus marinus ATCC 50983
Lineage: Eukaryota; Perkinsozoa; Perkinsida; Perkinsidae
Exons: 4
Coding region: 1-1701 (566 amino acids)
Source: RefSeq, a predicted model, not a curated record